AUGAGCAUGAUGCGAAUACUACUGUGCGCGUUAGCGAUACUGUCAACAGUAGCCGCUCAGAAAGAUCCGCACUAUGUGCCCGGUCACGAUGGGAUGGUGCAUCUUUUUGAAUGGAAAUGGCCGGAUAUUGCAAAAGAAUGCGAAAAAUUCCUCGGUCCCAUGGGAUUCGGUGGUGUACAAGUUUCUCCGCUCCAAGAGAAUGUGAUUGUACACAAUAGACCAUGGUGGGAACGUUACCAACCUAUAUCUUAUAAGUGGGACACGAGAUCGGGCACCCCGGACGAAUUCAGGGACAUGGUUCGCAGAUGUAACAAAGCCGGAGUAAGGAUUUACGUUGAUGUGGUCUUCAAUCACAUGACCGGAAAUCAUGAUGUCGCAAAAGGUACCGGCGGUUCAACGGCGGAUACUCACAAAUUCGAUUAUCCAGGAGUACCGUACUCCGGAUUCGAUUUUCACGUCCCUUGCUCCAUCGACAAUUAUAACGACGCGGGGAAUGUAAGGAAUUGCGAACUGUCCGGUCUGCAUGAUCUCAAUCAGGGAAAUGAAUAUGUCAGAGAGAAGAUUGUCGACUUCUUGAACGGUAUAGUCGAUGUUGGAAUCGCUGGCUAUCGAGUAGACGCAGCUAAGCACAUGUGGCCGGAGGAUCUAAAAGUAAUCUACUCUCGGGUAAAAGAUCUCAAUCCCGAGUAUUUCCCUGCAGGCACGCGACCUUAUAUAUUCCAAGAGGUGAUUGAUUAUGGCAGCGAAGGGGUCAGUAAAUACGAAUAUAACUCUCUUGGCGCGGUUACGGAAUUCCGAUAUGGCAUGGAGAUCAGCAACGCCUUGCACAAAAAGAAUCAAUUGAAAUGGUUUUCCAAUUGGGGAGAAGCUUGGGGUUUGUUACCAUCCAAGGAUGCUCUGGUAUUUAUUGACAAUCAUGAUACUCAGCGUGGCCACCCCGAAAUACUUACCUACAAGUCAUCGAAGCUAUACAAGAUGGCUGUUGCUCUUAUGCUGGCACAUCCUUACGGAACUCCACGUAUCAUGAGUUCUUACGCUUUUGACAAUUUUGACGCCAAUCCGCCACAGGACACUUUGGGCAAUCUUAUAUCUCCAACCUUCCACUCUGACAAUACUUGCGGUAACGGUUGGGUCUGCGAGCACCGAUGGCGUCAAAUUUACAACAUGGUGCGCUUCCGAGUUGCUGUGAAUAAUACUGACGUGAACAACUGGUGGGACAAUGGCCAGAAUCAAAUCGCUUUCUGCCGAGGAAACAAGGGUUUCAUUGCGAUCAAUAAUGACGAUUAUGACCUGAAGCAGGAUUUCUUUACUUGCCUAGAGACUGGUACUUAUUGUGACGUUAUCUCUGGAACCUUAAAGAGUAACAGGUGUACUGGUAAGAAAGUAAAAGUGGAUAAAAAUGGAAAGGCGCACGUAGAACUCUUGGCGCACGAUGAAGAUGGUGUGUUCGCCAUUCACCGAGGGUCAAAAGUAAAACGAUCAAGGAAAUCAUAAAAAGCAGAUUGAAGAAUUGCUUAUGGUAAGCAUAUAUUGACACAAAAUUUGUUAUAUAAAAUAUAU
Messenger RNA from Cyphomyrmex costatus, 1560 nucleotides. Its product is annotated as alpha-amylase 4N-like. Lineage: Eukaryota; Metazoa; Arthropoda; Insecta; Hymenoptera; Formicidae. The transcript is spliced from 5 exons. Gene Ontology annotation, biological process: carbohydrate metabolic process. Gene Ontology annotation, molecular function: cation binding; alpha-amylase activity. Bases 1 to 1494 code for a protein of 497 amino acids. The record is from RefSeq and is a predicted model, not a curated record.